CUAAAUAUUUAGCUAAUAUGCAAAUUUAUUGUACGGGUCAACGGAAAUACCAAAAUAAAAGCUUCAAGAAAACCUCCCGCGCUAAAGUGUGCCGGUCGUGGUCAGGUUGUGUGUCUGCGCUCCUCUCAGGGUCACUUUUGACUGCCAUGAGCUGCUUCACCUGUUCCCUACCAGCAUGUCCAGCGAUUUAGCUGAAAACAUUGGAAGAGCCGUUUUGUCGGCCAUCCAACGAUUCAGCGGUAGUGCACCCUCAACCUCACAAACGCCGCAGCACUUGGAAUCCAGCAAUGCACCUGGACCAAGUAGACCUGCCGUCUCCACUGGGAUACCGUACCGCUCGGUUGUAAAUGCAACAACUCAACAUGAUUUGGAGAAAGCAGUCAGCUGCUGCGACUCAUGGCGAUAUCAAGUUGAAGGUCUUCCACUCACAGUCACCAUGGCCAAUAAAGAUCUGUUUGUGAAAAAUGCAGCUCUAUACCUUGCAGUCCUGCAACGGCAAAGCUGUUUCGAUCAACUAACUGAUGGCUUGUCCUACUAUGGAAUUUUAUCACUCCUGAGAGAGAACCCCAGUUUGCGUGUUCUGCUUGACCUAUCGGGGGAGGACAAAGAUCUGACAGCCAGUUUAAUUGCUGGGGUUCUCAGGCCAAGCUAUUCUGUCCUUGGGAGCAACAGAAGAGUUAGAGAGGAGCUGAUGGUGGUCAAAUUUCGGGAAUUUCUCCAGUGUGUCGAAAAUAAAGAGCUGAGAGACGCACUUGGAGAAAGGACUCUUACCAAGGAUGAAGAGGCAUUUGUGAAGGCUUUGAGGCCUGGUCACAUCUUGGCUUUUGCCACCGGGAGCAGCAAGGUUCCAGCCAUAGGUUUUCAACCAGCUCCUAAAAUAACAUUCAUUCACGAUGAAAGCAAACAUCUCCCGAUUGCACACACAUGUGCAAAUGAGCUUCAGCUUUUUGUGAAUGAAACAACAAUGGCUGAUGAUGAUGCUUUUCAUUACUACUUCUUAGUAGCACUCAUGAAUGGAGCUUUAUUCAGCACCAUCUAAACAUGUUCCAAAAAAGUGAAAUUAAAAUGGUGGGUUUGUUAACUCUA
Oreochromis aureus is the source of this 1086-nucleotide messenger RNA. Its product is annotated as G2/M phase-specific E3 ubiquitin-protein ligase-like. Lineage: Eukaryota; Metazoa; Chordata; Actinopteri; Cichliformes; Cichlidae. The transcript has 5 exons. Bases 176 to 1039 code for a protein of 287 amino acids. Gene Ontology annotation, molecular function: ubiquitin-protein transferase activity. The record is from RefSeq and is a predicted model, not a curated record.